Molecule: messenger RNA, 1666 nt
Organism: Trichoplusia ni (cabbage looper)
Lineage: Eukaryota; Metazoa; Arthropoda; Insecta; Lepidoptera; Noctuidae
Exons: 6
Coding region: 780-1586 (268 amino acids)
Source: RefSeq, a predicted model, not a curated record
AUAUUGCUUUUUCUAAUCGCUAUCUUAACAUAACACUUUUUUACUUGUGUUUAUGUAAAGUUAUUAAUUUAUGAUCUACCUCAAGACAUUAUUUUCUUUCGGUGUCAAACAUUAAAAUAUUAAAGGGCGAUGGCAGGAAAUUGAGAAGUUUCACCAUUACCUAUAACUAAGAGUGGCCAAGUUAAUUCUCAUGUGGUUUGCCGAAAAACUGCCCCAGUUUUUGCUUUUUUCUUCCGUGAAAAAUAUUAGAGGAAACUUCGAUAUUUAUGUCUGCAUUUGGGAAGUUAACUGCAUCUGAGGCAGGUCUCUAUUUGAGGCAUAUAAAGAUGAGUGUAAAUAACCAAUCUCCAUAGACUAUUUUAUAAUUUAUGUCAUUAAUGUAAAAUGGUACCAGAAAAUUAACUGCAAAAUCAAUUGUCUUCAUAAAUAAUUAAGCUCAUUACGGAUAUCCUCGGCCAUAUUUGUUUCGGCCCAUUAAAAUUAACAUGUGUAUUUAAUAUUUAGUUUUGACAUAUAUAAUAACAUUUAUACUCACAAGUGAUUUAACGCGUCGUACAUUUUAUGAACAAUCUUGAGUUUUACGAGCCGAACAUGAACCGGUGCGUUACUCUAAAACUUAACUACGUGCCUCCGGCCAUUUUUAAAUUCCACCGCCGCCACUAGCGUCUGCGGUCCCUAGUGAAUAAAAAUACAGCGUUCGUUAGAUAUUCUCUGUGAAAGUAAUUUUUACUGAAAAAUAAAAUGAGUAUAGGCAGUUAAAGUGAAUAUUGCAGUGGGGAAUGGUUGUGUUACUCGCGCUGGUCCUAAUGUACGCGGCGGGCGCGGCCGCCAGCAACGCCGAGGCUCACUUUCAAGAGAACCGUCGUCUGGCGAAGGCGAUCGUGGAAGCCCUGCAGGACUCCAAGUUCGAUGAUGAACUCCUCUUUGACUUGAAGAAGGAAAACCAAGUAUACCUCAACCGCACCAUGUCGCUCGUCAUCAAAUAUAUUGUUAAACGGGAGGUAGACAAUUACCGCUCGAGGCGAACCGACGCGAUCAGCCGGCGAAUUUAUUCCUCUCUUAUUAUGAAGCUCAUCGAUAUUGCCAAGGACCUUCCCCGCAACACGACGAAUCAGAACCGCAUCGACACAGCCCACCGCUACUACAUGUCAGUGGAGAGUCGCGACAUGCACGACCAGAUGGCUGAUGUGCAGGUGUUUCACGCAUGCGCCAGGCUCUACGACAUCAUGUUCACGGCUCCCAGAAUCAUAGCACAGCUGGGUAAGCUGGACGACCUAACCCCCAGGAUACUGGUCCGUAAGCUCAAAGAUAUGGAGAUCAAACCUGUUCAUCUCGGAGUCGCUCUGCUGGUGCAGUACCACCUUCGUAACACGGUGAACUUCUCCAUCCGCUCCAAGUCUCUGGACGUGCUGUCGACCAAGCCACAGAUGGUGGGCCCUCAGGUCAUCGACAUGCUAAAGUCCCUCGCCUCCAAGAUGCUGCCUGUGGCGGAGCUGCUGGACAUCCACCUGGCGCACUCCAGCCCUGCCUUCAAGGACACCUGCCCGGCCACCUGGCUCGGCAUAGUCAAUAAUAAACAGCCUUGAUUUAAUAAUCACGAUUUCCCAUUUUUUUGCGGAAUUCCACUAACCUUUUGUUCUUCCUCUUGGACAGUCUUUGUAUUAUU